Molecule: messenger RNA, 1573 nt
Organism: Chelonoidis abingdonii (Abingdon island giant tortoise)
Lineage: Eukaryota; Metazoa; Chordata; Testudines; Testudinidae
Source: RefSeq, a predicted model, not a curated record
GCCAUGCUGCUGUUGCGACCUGGAAGCAAACAGCUCCGGGGUCAUAUGGAAAGUGUCAGCUGGGGGACAGCUCCGCGGGUUCGUCUUUGUGCCCCGCGGGGGUGGGGAGCUGGGAGCCAGGACUCCGGAGUUCUGUCCCCUGCCCUGUCAGGGGAGUGGUGUCUAGUGGUUAGAGCAGGGCUCCCUGUCUCUUCUCCAGAGGCCAGCAGGGGGCAGCUGGGAGUUGGGGGCCUUCUCCUGGAGCCUUGGCCGGGUUGAUUUAGUGCCGUGGGACAUGACCAACGACCUGGACAUCUUUGUGGGGAACACCACGCUGAUCGAUGAGGAGGUGUACCAGCUCUGGCUGGAUGGGUACUCAGUGAGUGAUGCAGUGAGCCUGCGAUUGCGCAGCGGGAUCCUGGAGCAGACAGGGGCCACGGUGGACGUGCUGCAGAGCGACACCAUGGAUCAUUACCGCACUUUCCACAUGCUGGAGCGCCUGCUGCACACCCCCUCCAAACUCAUCCACCAGCUACACUUUCAGAUCCCCCCCUCCCGCCAGGCCAUGCUCAUUGAAAGGUACUAUGCCUUUGACGAGGCCUUUGUGCGUGAGGUGCUGGGCAAGAAGCUCUCCAAAGGCACCAAGAAGGACCUAGAUGACGUCAGCAGCAAGACAGGCAUCACCCUCAAGAGCUGCCGGCGCCAGUUUGACAACUUCAAGCGGGUGUUUAAGGUGGUGGAGGAGAUGCGGGGGUCCCUGGUGGAGAACAUCCAGCAGCACUUCCUGCUCUCAGACCGGCUAGCCAGGGACUACGCUGCCAUCGUCUUCUUCGCAAACAGCCGCUUCGAGACGGGCAAGAAGAAGCUGCAGUUCCUGACCUUUGAGGAUUUUGCUUACUGUGCAGAGCAGAUGAUCCAGAACUGGACACUGGGAGCCGUGGACUCCAAUGUGGACGACAUGGAUGUGGAUCUGGAUAAGGAGUUCCUGCAGGAACUCAAGGAGCUCAAGGUGCUGAUUGCUGAUAAGGAUCUGCUUGAUCUACAUAAGAGCCUGGUGUGCACGUCACUGCGCGGGAAGAUCUCGGUGUACAACGAGAUGGAGGCCAACUUCAAGAACCUGUCACGGGCACUGGUCAAUAUGGCCUCCAAGCUGAUCCACACCAAGGACGUGCGCGACUUCUUCAUCGACCUAGUGGAAAAGUUCAUUGAGCCCUGCAAGUCAGAUAAAUGGACUUUGAACGACGUCCGUCUCUUUCUGACGCAGUACACGACGUCUGCUCACACGUUGGACGCCUUCCGACACCAGGCUCUCUGGGAUCGGUACAUGAGCACCAUCAAAUCCUGCCUGCUUAAGAUGUACCACGACUGACAAGCAGGAGGAGUCCUGACUGUUUUAAAUGCCCUGCUCUGCCACUGAUCCUUCUGCCGGAUCUCUGUUCCCGUGUUCUGUUUACCUGGGCUGCAUCUUGGGAUCCCUGAUGUGAAGCCCCUUCGCCAUUUCCCCAGGGCUGGACGCUGCCUCCUCCAAGAUUCCCUCUCUCCAUCUUCGGAGUUUUAGCCCGUUUUGGAAAAUAAAUGGAAGAGCCACUUGUUG